Tripterygium wilfordii is the source of this 933-nucleotide messenger RNA. RefSeq lists its product as uncharacterized. Gene Ontology annotation, cellular component: plasma membrane. The coding region runs from base 71 to 667 and encodes 198 amino acids. The record is from RefSeq and is a predicted model, not a curated record. The transcript has a single exon. NCBI's taxonomy places the organism in Eukaryota, Viridiplantae, Streptophyta, Magnoliopsida, Celastrales, Celastraceae.
ACAAGCUUCAAGCAAGCCAUGCACAGAACACCAGAUAACACUAGCUUCCAGAAUUAAACCAUUCAUAAAAAUGGCUAACCCCCCGGCGCAACCAGUGAUGAGGCAACGCGGUUCGUUCAAUCUGGUCCGGUGCAUUGCGAUAAUCUUGCUAGCACUCAUUGUCAUUGUGGGUCUAGCCAUACUCAUUACUUGGCUAGCCAUCAAGCCUAAGAAGCUCGAUUACACAAUUGAAGAUGGUUCCGUCCACGAUUUCAACCUGAACUACAACCAUCUCAAUGGCUCGUUCGAUUUCCUCAUAAGAGCCCACAACCCAAACGGUAAGCUCUCCAUGUACUAUGACUCAAUUGAGGUCUCAUUGGCUUAUGGCCAUCAAACCAUUGCGUUCAACACUCUUGAGCCCUUCCAUCAACCUCAUAAGAAUGUGACUCGAUUAAGAACAAACCUCGUGGCUCGGGACAUAUCGCUGUCGCAAGGCGCGGCUCGGGACAUGAGGCUUGAUAAGGCAUCGGGAGAGGUUGAAUUCUAUGUCAAGUUGAAGGCAAGGAUCCGGUAUAAGGUCGGAGCGAUCAAGUUGAGGCAUCAAACGUUGAAGGUCUCGUGUUCCCCCUUGUUGCACUUUUCUAAGUACAAGACUUUCGAGAGGACUUAUUGUGACACCGAUCUUUAAAGCUUUUUCCAUCGAUUGUUUUCUAUAAUCUAUUAAUUUUCUUCUUCUUUUUUUCUUCGUUUAGUGUGAUUUAUAUGCUAAUUUAAUUUGUUGUUUGUAUUGUUGGUUCUUGCAUAUGAUUUUGUAUUGUGAAGGAUUUGGUUCGUUAAGAAAAUUUAGUUGAAGUGUCAAUAGUUUCUAUUUUGUUUUUCUGUCCAAUGUCCAUGAUAAGGACUUGGCCAUCAUAUAUGUAUUCCAUAAUGUUCAUUAGAGCAAUCACAAUGAUA